Soboliphyme baturini is the source of this 1863-nucleotide messenger RNA. The record is from the annotation of a GenBank genome assembly. NCBI's taxonomy places the organism in Eukaryota, Metazoa, Nematoda, Enoplea, Dioctophymatida, Soboliphymatidae.
AUGUUAGCUGCGCGUAAGCGGGCUCCUUUCGGUUCAUGGCAGUCGACUAUCACCAGUUCGUUGAUAACUGAUUCGUCUGUCGUUCUUUUGGAAUUACAUCUUGAUCAGCAAAAUGAUUAUAAAGAUACGGUGUAUUGGAGUGAAUAUCACAGUGAUCUUGAGCAAAGCAUUAUAUUUUCGAAGAAGCAGAACGAUCACAUAAUGCGAUGGACGCCUCCGAGGUUCAGCGUCGACAGUAAAGUUCAUGAAUAUGGCGGUGGCUCUUUUUUCGUCUGCGAACGCCACGUCUAUUUUUGCAACGCCUUCGAUCAGAGAAUUUACCGCCAAGGUGGUCCUCUCUCUGCGCCGUUUCCAAUAACACAUCCGUGCGACAGUCGCUUUGCCGAUGGUUACGUGUUCAAGAGUACUGCAGCGGACUUUUAUGCGAGCCCUAAAAUUUCUCCAGACGGGAAGUUGAUAGUAUGGAUGCAAUGGAAUCUCCCUAAUAUGCCUUGGGACAGUACUGAAAUUUGGAUGGCUGAUUUGGACUCUGAUGCAAAUAUUUGCUCAUGUACCUCUCGUAAAAUCGCUGGUGGCGACGAUGUCAAUUUUAUGCAGCCAAAAUUUUCCUUAGAACAGAGCGUCUUUUGUAUUUCAGAUAGAGGUGGCUUCUGGAACUUAUAUCAGUGUUUUGGUUCCGGUCACUGGGAAAACGUGUACGAAAUGGACAUGGAAGGUGGUUACCCGCAGUGGAACUUUGCUGCAGAUACUUAUUCUUUUGAUCCUCGUGUUCGUCUGCCGUUUUUCAGUAUAGCUACCGUUUUCGAUGAGCAUUUGUAUAUAAUCGAUUCUGAAAGGAAGACCUGCGAACUGCAACCAACGACAUAUUCACAUCACCAAUACAUCUGUUUUGGCUUGAAUAAAUCGAUCUACUGUCUGGCAUCAGAUGCGCUGCGUUUUCCAGCGAUUAUCCGAUGGGACGUUGUCGGUCAGACGGUCGAGAUUAUUCGUGAAUCACGCCCGGCUCUUGACUCCUCUUUGAUCAGUGUUCCCAAAGCUUUAACAUUUUCAACGGGUGUGCUACCGACAGAAAAGGUGUACGUAAAUUUCUACGCUCCUUUAAAUCCCCUUUACGAAGGUGAGGCUGGAACGUUGCCGCCUUUGGUGGUGAUGCCGCAUUCUGGUCCAACGUCGCGCACUUGCAAUUGUUUGAAUCUGAAGGUGCAGUAUUACACCUCGCGUGGUUUCGCCGUGGCUACCGUUGAUUAUCGUGGCUCCACGGGUUACGGAAAGGCGUUUCGGGAUGCGUUGAAGAAGAAUUACGGCGUUUACGACUACCUGGAUUGCUGUAGUGCCGCGUUGUCACUGGUCGAACUUCAUUUGGUGAACCCGGAAAAGUUGUGCAUUACAGGCCGCUCUUCAGGUGGUUAUGUCGUGCUUUGCGCACUGGUGACUAAUAAGGUUUUUCAUGCCGGAGCUUGUCACUUUGGAAUAUGCGACUUGAUUGCGUUACAAGAAGAGACGCAUAAAUUUGAAUCAGGUUAUAAUGAUCUUCUGAUUGGUCCUUUUGAAGAUUCCGGUAAGACCUACAGCAUAAGAUCUCCAUGUUCCUACAUCAACGAAAUGAAAACACCAGUGGCGUUUUUUCACGGCGCUGACGACAAAGUUGUACCUCCGGGACAGAUCAUAAAGUUUUUUGAAUCUCUCAAGAAGAAUAAAGUACCAUGUUCUUUAACGAUUUUCGAAAAGGAGGGCCAUGGCUAUCGAAUACCUGCAAAUAUCAGAUUCUCGGCCGAUGGCGAAUACUUCUUCUUCUGUACUAUCUUAGGAAUCAAGCCUUUUGUGCCGGAAAAUUUCUCGAUCGUAUGGCCUGUUCGCACGUAA